Molecule: messenger RNA, 1224 nt
Organism: Angiostrongylus costaricensis
Lineage: Eukaryota; Metazoa; Nematoda; Chromadorea; Rhabditida; Metastrongylidae
Source: the annotation of a GenBank genome assembly
AUGACACGAGGCUUCUCGACGUCGUUUGGGGAACCUCUUAGCGAUCUAUCAAAAAGAAUCGUCAAUGAAUUUGACACCGACUUUAACAUAUACCGUUUUGUGAUGGCAGCUGAAAGACUGCACAAGAAGGAGAAAGACAUAAUCGAAGCAUCUGCACGUUCACUGAACAAUCACCUAAGGACUCGAAAAGCCCUGGAUUUAGAUAAUGAACCUGUGAAGAGCUUCGAUGAGAAUCCAAUAUUCCAAAAAAAGCUGAUGCCAAAAGGAGAAAUUCUAACAACUCUUCAUGAUAGACAAAAUAGGCUGCUUUGGUAUAUUGAAUACGCCACAAUCAGUGUAGAGAGUAUAGCUCACGCACUGCAAACUUCGCAAGCAUGUAAAUAUCAAUUUUGGCAGUUCGAAUAUAUGCUACGCAGGGUCAUGGAACAGGAGGAGAAAACGGGACGACUCAGCUCAAUACGACACAUUGUCGAUAUGAGCGGCUAUGAAAUCAAUCCAUUUACAAUGAUUUUUGUUAGUAGUGGAACAUUGGCAUAUUAUUCCCAGCUUUUUCACUACGACAAUUAUCCGGAACUGGUCACUCCAGUUGACAUAGUGAACAUCGCAAAAUGGAUUUAUGUGCCAUACAAUGUCGCCAGGACAAUGAUGCCUACGGGUUUUUCCGAUAAAUUUCGCCUCCAUGACGGCAAUUUUUUGAAAGCCUUAACAGAAGAGAUUGAUGUAAAUUACAUACCAACUUCACUUGGAGGCAAGAAUAAGGAUAUAUCCUGUAUUGGAGCUGUUCGGGUACCACAGUGCGAAUACUGGGUAUGCGACAGUCCCGAGCUACUGAAUCAACUAGAAAGCUUCCAUAUUCCUGCUAGAAAAAGUCGUCACAUGACGAUAGAAAUCACGGACGCGAAGACAUUGAGUUGGUAUUUUCGAACUGAUGGAGACGUUUUCUUUGGAAUAUUUUACGAGGAGAAAUACGAUUUAGAAAAAGAUCGCCACUUGGAUCUCGACUCAUUAGAAAUGGUGUAUCCAUGGUUGAAGUUGACUGCAAAACUAGUACACGAAAAAGACUACAUAAAAUGCAAGAGGAGCGGAAGAUACUACAUCGUGUUUUCGAAUAAACACUCUUGGUUCUCUCGUCGGACAGUUGACGUUUCUGUGCAGAUCACUGAGAUAGAAGGGAAUCCGAAACGUCUUCACUUGGAUGGAACUCUGUCCCCAGCAACUGUUUAA